This is a messenger RNA of Tigriopus californicus, 1326 nucleotides long. RefSeq names its product protein unc-50 homolog (gene Unc50). The record is from RefSeq and is a predicted model, not a curated record. NCBI's taxonomy places the organism in Eukaryota, Metazoa, Arthropoda, Copepoda, Harpacticoida, Harpacticidae. Gene Ontology annotation, cellular component: Golgi membrane. The coding region runs from base 265 to 1116 and encodes 283 amino acids. The transcript has a single exon.
GCUUUGGUUGGAUGUAUCUUCUCAAACCAUCAACGUCAUUGCGAUCAACGCGAUCAACGCGAUCAACGUCGUCAAGUCUUCUGUCUCAGCCAUCUGAACCAAGGUCUGAACCGUCUCAUGCCCGUCGUGCUUCUCGUUCUGCUUCUUCUCGUCGUGACUUCCUUGACGUUUGUGCUCUCACUUGAUUAGACCGAUUCAUGUCAUGAUUAGACCGUGUGGCUGGCUGUGGUCCACCUCCGAUCCUCCUACUUCUGCUCGCUCACUAUGCAAUACGACCGGGUGCCUUUGAGUCCCGUGGGUUCUCCCGCCUCGUUAUCUAGUCCGUCGCCCCGUCUGGCUCCACCUAGCCGUUUCUCGGGCGGCGAUUCGAGCGGGGGUCUACCCAGUCCGGCCACGGCCAAGUCCUGCAUGUCGGCCGCGGCCAAACGCUACAAAUACCUGCGCCGCUUGUUCCAUUUCCGUCAGAUGGACUUCGAAUUCGCGUUCUGGCAAAUGGUCUAUUUGAUGAGUGCGCCCCAACACGUGUACCGCAAUUUCCAGUACCGCAAACAGACCAAGUUACAGUUUGCCCGGGAUGAUCCGGCGUUUUUGGUGUUGUUGGCGGGUUGGUUGGUGGUGUCCUCAGCCGGGUUCGCCUUGGUGUUGAACAUCGGCUUGGGCGAGUUUGUCAAGUUCUUAUUGUACGUCAUCUUUGUGGAUUGCAUCGGGGUGGGCUUGGUGGUGGCCACGUUGUUGUGGCUACUAAGUAACAAGUACCUGCUCAAGCCCGCCUACCGGGAGUUGGACGUGGAAUGGGGCUUCGCUUUCGACGUGCAUUUGAACGCCUUCUUCCCGUUAUUGGUGAUCCUUCACUUCAUCCAACUGUUCUUCUACCAUCUGAUCAUCGGGCGGGACCUGUGGGUAGCCACCUGCUUCGGGAACACGUUGUGGUUAAUCGCCCUCGGUUACUACGUGUACAUCACGUUCCUGGGCUAUAACUCGUUGAACAUUCUCCAACGCACGCAGGUCUUUCUCUACCCCAUGGUGCCCUUGGUCUUGUUCUACGGGAUGACUUUACUCACCAAUUGGAAUUUGAGCCAGAGUUUGAUGUUUUUCUACCAUUACCGAGUGCUUUGAAUCAUCCCCCUCCCCUGCCAACCAUCCACCACCAACACCACCAUCCGACAAACGAAUAAGAAAGAGAAACAAAUACAGCAGGGUCGGCAAUCGUUUGAGCUCCCGCCCCGCCCCUGUUAUAAAACAAACGCCCCGGUCAGAGUUAGCGAACACUUCAUUAAGCUAAUGUGUGACUGCAGUGAUCGAAAAAAAUAAAUUAUCAUUACUUUA